GAACGCCGCCGCCUUGCGCACCCCCGUUUCCAGCACAAGGAGGCCCGCCGAGGAAAAUUCUCCAUGAAUGUACGUCACAAUGAUGAUGACCGACCAAAUCCCACUGGAGUUGCCAUCAUUGCUGAAUGGGGAGGUAGCCAUGAUGCCUCACUUAGUUGGUGGAGAUGGAACCCAGCAGGUCAUUUUCGUUCAAGUUAAUCCAGGUGAAACCUUUACCAUAAGGGGCGAAGAUGGAACUCUUCAGUGCAUUCAAGGACCAGCGGAGGUUCCCAUGAUGUCACCCAACGGAUCCAUUCCUCCCAUACAUGUGCCUCCAGGUUAUAUAUCACAGGUAAUAGAAGACAACACAGGCGUUCGCAGGGUGGUGGUGACCCCCCAGUCUCCGGAGUGUUAUCCUCCCAGUUAUCCUUCUGCCAUUUCUCCAACCCACCACUUACCACCGUACCUUGCACAUCAUCCACAUUUCAUCCAUAACUCUCAUACGGCUUUCUACCCACCGGUCACUGGGCCUGGAGACCUGCCUCCCCAGUUUUUCCCUCAGCAUCAUCUUCCCCCUACAAUUUAUGGAGAGCAAGAAAUUAUACCACUAUAUGGAAUGUCCAGUUACAUAACCAGAGAAGACCAGUACAGCAAACCCCAUCCCAAGAAGAUGAAAGACCGACAGAUUGACCGCCAGAACCGUUUGAAUAGCCCCCCUUCCUCCAUCUAUAAGAGCCAUCUGGGAAACUGUGCGACUGUGUACAACGGCACGGUCAAGGCGCACAAUGGCGCUGCAAACGGGGGAGGCUGCGGCGGAGGAGUUGGUGGUGGUGGAGCCCCAGUUGUGAAGAAAGCGGAACGCAGAGCAAGAAGCAGCCCCAAAUCGAGCGAGCCGGAGUUGCACGAAUGCGACACGGAAACAAAAAGGGUUCAAGACAUUCUUUCCGGGAUUGAGAAACCGCAGGUAUCGAAUAUUCAAGCAAGAACGGUUUUGCUCACGUGGUCUCCUCCGCCUGGCCUUUUAAACGGGGACAGACACAGCAAUGGUUUGCCUUACACCUGUACUUACGAAGUGGCCUUAUCAGACAAAGGGAGAGAUGGAAAGUACAAAAUAAUUUACAGUGGAGAAGAAUUGGAAUAUAAACUGAAAGACCUUAGGCCAGCAACAGAAUACCACGUCAGGGUAUACGCCAUGUACAAUUCCGUGAAGGGAUCCUGCUCAGAACCUGUGGGCUUCGCCACGCACAGCUGUGUCCCGGAAUGCCCCUUCCCGCCCAAACCUUCACACAGGACCAAAAAUUCCCUAACUUUGCAAUGGAAGGCCCCUAUUGACAAUGGUUCGAAAAUCACCAGCUACCUUUUAGAAUGGGAUGAGGGAAAACGAAACAACGGUUUCAGAGAAUGUUACUUUGGGAGCCAAAAACACUACAAGGUGACGAAACUCUGUCCAGCUAUGGGUUAUACAUUCCGAUUAGCAGCUCAGAACGACGUCGGCACUAGCGGCUUUAGCCAAGAAGUUGUGUGCUACACAUCAGGGAACAUUCCUCAGACCCCUUCUGCGCCGAGGCUCGUUCGGGCUGGAGUCACAUGGAUCACCUUGCAGUGGAAUAAGGCAGAAGGCUGCACCCCAGAAGAAGUGAUCACCUACGUCCUGGAGAUUCAGGAGGAGGAUAAUGAUAGCGUGUUUCACCCAAAGUACACUGGAGAAGACCGUACCUGUACUGUGAAAAAUCUCAAAAGAAGCACACAAUAUAAAUUCAGGCUCAUUGUCUCCAAUGUAGAAGGGAAGAGUAAUCCCAGUGACAUCUUGGUCUGCACCACAAGCCCUGACAGGCCCGGGCCCCCCACCAGACCUGUGGUUAAAGGGCCGGUAACAUCUCAUGGCUUCAGUGUCAAAUGGGAUCCUCCUGAGGAUAAUGGUGGUUCAGAAAUUCUAAAUUACUUGUUAGAAAUUUCAGAAGGAAGCUCUGAAGCAAAUCAAUGGGAAGUAGCCUACAGAGGAUCUGCAACCGAAUGUAUAUGUACCUACUUGAAACCAGGCACUUUGUAUAAGCUCCGGGCAUGCUGUAUUAGCACUGGUGGACACAGUCAGUGUUCCGAAAGUUUACUUGUCCGUACCCUCAGCGUUGCACCAGGCCAGUGUCAACCCCCGCGAGUGUUGGGGAAACCAAAGCAUAAAGAAGUGCAGCUUCAGUGGGAUGCUCCCCCUGUGUCAGAUACAAAUUGUCACAUCUCUGCGUACAGCGUAGAGAUGACCGGACCUGAAGAAGCUGUUUCUGAGGUGUAUCAUGGCCCGGACCUCGAAUGUACCAUCACCAAUCUCCUGCCUGGGACAACGUAUCACUUCAGAGUGAGGGCUUUGAACGAUGGAGGGUAUGGGCUGUUUUCCAAAGCCACAGAAGUUACAACAACCGCUGGGCCUCCUGGGCAGUGUCAAGCGCCAUGCCUCAGCUUCCUUUCAAACACAAGUGUACUUGUUAGCUGGGAGAGUCCGGAGAGCUUUGGUGCAGACAUCUCGGAGUACAGACUGGAGUGGGGAGAAGAAGAGGAGUCUUUAGAACUGGUGUACAAUGGCACAAGCAACUCCUUUGAAAUCGGCCAGUUGUCGGCCUCCACACACUAUUUCUGUAGACUACAGGCAAUCAACCAGGCAGGAGCGGGACCUUAUAGUGACCUAGUCACCUGCAGAGUGCCAGCAUCGGUACCUGAUGCCAUCACCGUCCUCUCUGUCUCAGAUGACGAGCACCUGGAUGCCUACCCGCUAUCACCCUCUGUGUGCCUUGCAUUGAACUGGGAAGAACCGUGCAAUAAUGGGUCCGAGAUCAUUUCCUACAAUAUCGACCUUGGCGAUAUUACCAUCCCAGUGGGUAAUGUCACGAGUUACGUUAUAGAUGACCUGCUUCCAGAAACAACGUACCGGAUCCGUAUCCAGGCAGUCAACGACAUCGGAGCCGGGCCUUUUAGCGACUUCAUUAAGGCAAAGACCAGGCCACUGCCCCCCAUACCUCCUCGGCUAGAGUGCACAGCAGCCGGUCCUCAGAGCCUGAGGCUGAAAUGGGGGGAGAGCACUUCCAAACUGCACGCCACCGACGACAUGGUAUACAUCUUGCAGAUAGAGGACAAGAAUAAGAGAUUUAUUCCCAUCUAUAGGGGACCAAGUCACACUUACAAAGUACAACGGCUGAUGGAAUUUACCUGCUACGCUUUUAGAAUACAAGCUGUAAAUGAUGCUGGGGAAGGACCUUUCUCAGAAGUGUUUACCUUCAGCACAACCAAAUCUAUUCCUCCUGUCAUCAAAGCACCUCGAGUGAGACAGACGGAAGGGAAUGCCUGUGAAAUUGCAUGGGAAACAGUACCCCCCAUGAAGGGAGAUCCUGUCAGUUAUGUUCUGCAAGUUCUGGUUGCAAGAGAAUCAGAGUACAAACAGGUGUACAAAGGAGAGGAGACAACGUUCCAAAUCUCAGGCCUUCAAACAAACACAGACUACCGAUUCCGCGUGUGUGUUUGCCGACGCUGUUUGGAUACCUCACAAGAACUUAGUGGACCUUUCAGCCCAUCAGUUGCCUUUAUGCUCCAGCGAAGUGAGCUCAUGCUUACAGGGGAAACGGGAAGGAUAGACGAUCCUAAGACAAAAAGUUUGAUGCCUUCUGACGAACAGUUUGCGGCCCUCCUAGUUCUGGGCUUCGCAAGCAUCUCCAUCUUAUUUGCCUUCAUACUACAAUAUUUGUUGAUGAAGUAGAGAGUCCGACACACAAGCUUUUGAGGCGGCAUUUUUAAGUAAUGCUACACAUUAUAAUCCACAUGUUUUAUUCAGAUAUUCCUUUUUUAUUUUA
This is a messenger RNA of Euleptes europaea (tarantolino), 3812 nucleotides long. RefSeq names its product fibronectin type III domain containing 3B (gene FNDC3B). The transcript has 26 exons. Lineage: Eukaryota; Metazoa; Chordata; Lepidosauria; Squamata; Sphaerodactylidae. The record is from RefSeq and is a predicted model, not a curated record. The coding region runs from base 68 to 3718 and encodes 1216 amino acids. Gene Ontology annotation, molecular function: protein binding.